AGUCCGAGGCGUGUGAACGUGAUUUUAGGCUUUUCGCUGGUUGGCUCUAUUCGAUUUCCUCGAUUCCGGCGCAGUGGGAAAAGUCCCCCUGCCCAAGGAAAACCAAACUAACAAAAAAAAAAAAACAGAAGCGGGACCCCAGAGGUCGCGGAAACUGCAUGCGAUUUGCAGUUGUGUUGAAAUAUGGACUUUACCACUAAUUUUCAUAGCCCUGCGAGUGUGUGUGAGCGUGCGAGUGUGAAAUCUGCGUGAAACAUUGCCAAAUCCUUUCGACAGAUUUCUAUUUGCACCUAUUUUGCAUUCGGCAUUCGGCAUUUGCCAUCGACGCGAGUGUCAAUCGAGUGAAAGUAAACAAUGGUGCGCACCCAAAUGGAUAGGCGAUCGCAGAUCACUAGACUAAUAACGAGCGGCGUCUUCUGGUAUUCGCUGGUGAUCGUUCUGGUGGCUCUACCCUUGGCCUCCGCCGGAUUUGGCUUUGACUCGGCCAAUUCGUGCAGCCCCAACGGAAAGAUGUCACGACGUGGCCGGGCCCAGAUGCUGGCUGCAAUACCUUGUGACCUGGGCCAGCAGGCCUUCUGCCACCUUCCCGGUUCCGCAUAUCCGUGGCACGCUGUCCGCCGAUUUGUCCACGAGAAUCAGGGCCUGAUGAAGCGUAUGUAUGGCGAUGUGAGGCACAUUUCCAUUCUGCGGGAUGAGAUUCAGAACAAUGAGGUAGAUGCGGACGACAUUGAAGAGGCAGCGGAACGGUACAGCAAGGAUGCAGGACGGCGGAGUGCCAAGUAUUUGAUGAAUGGCAGGGAUCGAGAUCGCGAUCGGGAAGAUUUCGGGAGCUUCAAGAACAACGAUGUCCUCAUGGAGCCACACUUUCGACCAGUUUCUACGAGUACAACAAGUACGACCAAGGCGACAACAACCACAGCUGCUCCCGAAGUAAUAAGUAGCACUACGGAUAAAACUCCUAGGGAGGUGACAGACUCCUCUGGAAACACCACUAUUGCAAGUACGGCAAGUGGAUCUACUACUGUUCCACCGCCACCUGAACAACUUGAAGUAGAGGCGGAAAUUGUGGAGAUCCAACCCAGCCCCGAGUCGAAUAGCGUCUACGAAGUGGUGUCCUCUUCCGCUCCAUCAACCACGACCAGAAAACCUUCUUCAGGGGGCGAAAACAUACAGAUCAUCGACUCACCGCAACUGGGAUUGCGUAAUCUUAGCGGAGAGGCUAAAGCAUCACAGGAACCACCCACUGUUACAACCUUAAAGCCCACAUCUCUGCCCAAGAGCUCAACAGCCUCACCCAACAGACGAAGAAAGCCUGUAGAGACAACCACCCCAGCAGCCGCUUCAAAAACCUCUAGCACCAUUCCGCCUCAAAGUUCAACAACAGCCACCUUGUUGAUCCGCCGCAAUGUAACCAAGUACUCACCAGCAUCGGUGACCACACCCGUCAGCUUUGCCUCGCUCUUCUCCGGCACCUCUAGUGGACUUUUCAGUCCGGAGAAGCUGCGCAGGCCCUUGACUACCAGUAGUACAAGUUCUCCAGUACCAGCUCCACUGCCAGGAGGAGCCUCAGCGGCAGCCACUGGCAGCGUCACCAAGUCUGGACUGUUGAGGGAGGGUCAACUUUUCCAAGACGCCAUGAAGCAAGAGCCCGUAGCCGUGGCCAGCAACUUGCGGGGAGUGAAUGCAUGUCCCGUCAAGGAUGAAGUGGUGGCCCCCUUUUGGGCAAACAACACCCGUGGUGAGGUCCUGGCUCUGCUUAACCUUUAUCCUUUCGAGCAGUACGUUCACUGGGAGAAGUGCACCCACGAGUUCAAGCAGAUGUUCUGCCGGGAUGGAUGCAGGUGCGAACAGCAGUACCGCCUACACCGAUUGCUGGCCUACGAUCCCCACAACGAGUGCCGUGGAAUCUUCUCCGACUGGUUCCGAUUUCCGUCCAGCUGCAUCUGCAAGUGCUAUAACAUACCAAUGGAGUUCCGAGCCACCUCGCGUAGUCCAAGAUCCGACAGUCGCUUCGAUGCUCCAAAAUCUGACCCCAUUGAGGCUGCGGAGGCGGAGGUCCAGAGAGCCAUCUACGAACAUGCUACGGACGAGUGGUACCGCCCACGCGAUGAGUUUGACUUUUUGGAGGGAUAAUCUUCCCGUUUACCCUCCUUCGAUCAAUUGUACAGUAGUUUUACAUUUUGUAGAUGUAGGCUUAUCUAUAUUUCUUUAAUCAGUCUUUUUAAGCUAUCAGUCUCGACGUUCUUCUAGUCUUCAACUAAACUUCUUUCGAAUAUCUACAAUCCGAUUUGAUAAAAAUCCACCUAAUUUUAUGAGUUACUUCUAUGUAAUCUUUAACUUUACGUUUAUUUUUAGAAGGGGGCAUUAUGUUAUUGUAAAUAUAGACCAACAUAAUGCCCGACUUAGGCGAAAACUUACAGAGCGAAUGUACCUUGAAAUACUUGCGAACUCAUCGCAGCCAUGGAGCUGCGUGCAAUGGUAUUUAGUAGAGUUAUUUAUUUAUUUAUUCAGACCUUAGUUGUAGGCGUAACCAUAAAAGUGGCCAUAACAUUAACCCCAAAUCUUUUCAUACCACACAUCCCAGAAAUAAAGCGCAUGAAGCGUUUUAGAAAAAUAUUUAUUGCAAAAAAUGUAUGCGAUCAUGUAUUUAGAAUGCUUACGUAUGUAUAAAAUAGAUUUUAUUGUAUUUAAUACGUUGAUAUAUAUUACGGUUUACUCUUUAAUUCAUAGAAGGGUACGUUUGAUAAAUUAGAUUUAUAAAUUGUAUUUAUGUGUAGAAAAGGGUUUCCUUUCUUAGAAACUUGAAGGCAUUUCAGGCACUUCAUUUCAGUUUAACCGUUUACCACUUAAGGCUAGUGAUAGCUUUUUUGUCAAUCACUCAUUUAAAUAAAAUUUCUAGUAUUGCUUAA
This is a messenger RNA of Drosophila eugracilis, 2909 nucleotides long. RefSeq names its product protein spaetzle 4 (gene spz4). The record is from RefSeq and is a predicted model, not a curated record. Gene Ontology annotation, cellular component: extracellular region. Lineage: Eukaryota; Metazoa; Arthropoda; Insecta; Diptera; Drosophilidae. Gene Ontology annotation, molecular function: Toll binding; growth factor activity. Gene Ontology annotation, biological process: regulation of Toll signaling pathway; central nervous system formation; innate immune response.